AUGAACACCUAUCACCAGCAGCAGCAGCAGCAGCAGCAGCAGCAACUGCAGCAGCAGCAGCAGCAGCAGCAGCAGCAGGAGAAAGAAGAAAUGCAAGAGUUGGUGGUGGAGUUGGUGUCGCUGCUAGGAGCAGCAGAAGCACGCAGCCUGCUGAAGGAGACAGCAGCAGGCGGUGCUGGGGUCGUUCGUCCUGCUGUGUUGCUGCUGCAUCUGCUGCAGCUGCUGCAGCUGCUGCAGCAGCAACAGGGAUCUAUAGAAACGCAGCAAUACAUCGUAGCAGCAGCAACGGCAAGAGAAAUGCUGCUGCUGCUGCUGCAGCUCGUUGAGACAAAUCUAUUAAAUACUCUGCCAGAGGCGGCAAUUGCUGCUGGUUCUGCUACUACGGCUUUGGCGGCAGUUGCUGCUGUUGUUGCUGCUGCUGUUGCUGCUAUUUGCGCGGGUCCUGCUGCUGCUGCAGCAGGCCCUCCGCCUGCAGCAGCAGCGACAGUAGCAGCAGCAGCAGCAGCAGCACUUGUGGCAACAGCUGCAGCAUUUGCUGCAAUACCUGCAACAGCUGCAGCUCUUCAGUUGUUGCUGCAGCAGCAGCAUCACUUGAUCCAGCAUCUGCAGCAGAAGCAGCAGCAGCAGCAACAGCAGUGGCAGCAGCAGCAUUAG
This is a messenger RNA of Eimeria mitis, 654 nucleotides long. RefSeq lists its product as uncharacterized. Gene Ontology annotation, biological process: regulation of transcription by RNA polymerase II. The transcript is spliced from 2 exons. Bases 1 to 654 code for a protein of 217 amino acids. Lineage: Eukaryota; Apicomplexa; Conoidasida; Eucoccidiorida; Eimeriidae. Gene Ontology annotation, molecular function: transcription coregulator activity. Gene Ontology annotation, cellular component: SWI/SNF complex; nucleus. The record is from RefSeq and is a predicted model, not a curated record.